AUGAUGCUGAUAGAAAGUGUCACUGUGGAAGAAAGUAUACGUAUCUACAGCUUCUUCUUUGUUAGGAAGAUCAUAGCGCACAUGGUCACAUUCUUCUUCUACUGUGUGGUUCUUCCCCUCACCAUUUUUGUUCCUGAAGUUGAAGUGCCCCAGUGGGGAGCCAUCUACAUCCCUUGCAUCAUCACCACCCUUAAUGCUGUUGGAACUCCAAGGUCGAUUCACCUACUGUUUUACUGGAUCCUUUUCGAGAAUGUGAUGUCUCUGCACCGAACAAAGGCAGCCUUCAUUGGUCUGCUAGAAGCAGGGAGAGCUAACGAGUGGGUUGUCACCGAAAAACUUGGAGAUGCUCUCAAAAACAAAUCAAACACCAAAGCCCCAAAAAGACCCAUAUUCAAAAUUUGGGACAGCGCAUGCUAUGAUUUCCUCUAUGGGAAGAAUUACUACUUUGUCUAUCUCUUCCUCCAAACCAUAACCUUCACUAUCAUGGGAUUUGGCUACAUCGGCACUAUUGUCCCUGGCACUUAG
This is a messenger RNA of Thlaspi arvense, 525 nucleotides long. The record is from the annotation of a GenBank genome assembly. NCBI's taxonomy places the organism in Eukaryota, Viridiplantae, Streptophyta, Magnoliopsida, Brassicales, Brassicaceae.